AUGGCAACGGAGACGAGUCGUCCGACAUGGAUGCGCGUGAUCAUGAUCGCAGUUGACGGUAGCGAGGCAAGCAAGAAGGCAUUGAGCUAUUCAAUAACAAAUGUAUUUGAUGCGAAAACUGACUACGUCAUCAUCAUCGCCAAGCUGCAACGAUCAGAGACGACCAUCGCAUCCGGCGCGCAGAGGCUCUUGGACGAGGCGUUGGCGGAGGUGAAGUCGGCUCACCCGGGCAUCCAGGUGGAGGCGAUGCUGGGCGAGGGAGAUCCGCGAGACGUGCUGUGCGACCGCGCCGCUGAGGACUUUGUGGACUUCAUCAUCGUCGGAAGCCAGGGCAAGACCGCUCUUACGGUGAGACAACCACGCUUGCUCAGCUCCUACGACGCAGUAAGAUGUGUGUGCGUGGGUGGGUGUGCGGGGGUGAAUGUGCGGCCACGAGGCGUACAAUCUCGACCCAAUCAGCCUGUCUCCCGACCUGCUGCAGCAGCGGUAGUGUCAGCAGCCGCAGGUGCUACUGCUAGGGGAAAAGACGCAAUGGAAGUAGGGGGCAGCGGCCAGGCGCAGGUGUGUGCGCAGUACUCACUGGCGGAGGUGGUGAAGGAGAUGGCGACGAAGAACCAUCCGAACCUGGUGAGGCUGGUGGGGUACUGUCUGGACUUCAGCCCUGUGACGGAGAGGAUGGAGCAGAUCGUCAUCUACGAGUUCAUGCCCCAUGGCGACCUCGAGCACUGGAUCGGCCCUUGUAAUUUCUCUCCUCUACAAAUAGGCCUAUACUCUUCUCUCUCUUCCUUCAUCGCAGUUUUGCACUGGUGA
Molecule: messenger RNA, 810 nt
Organism: Closterium sp. NIES-65
Lineage: Eukaryota; Viridiplantae; Streptophyta; Zygnematophyceae; Desmidiales; Closteriaceae
Source: the annotation of a GenBank genome assembly